Messenger RNA from Dracunculus medinensis (Guinea worm), 1155 nucleotides. Lineage: Eukaryota; Metazoa; Nematoda; Chromadorea; Rhabditida; Dracunculidae. The record is from the annotation of a GenBank genome assembly.
UUGUACAGAUAUUUAUUAACGGAUUAUGAAAAAGAUGUACGGCCAUCAAUUCGUCAUGAUCUCCCUAUAAAUGUUUCUUUUAUUUUCUCAUUAACGCAAAUCAUUGAUGUCUGCAUUGUAAUGUUUUUUAGUGCUGAUUCUCAUUAUAAAGACUCUAUAAUAAGUACGGACGUAUUGGUAACAUUUCGUGGAGAUAUUUCAUGGGCAGUUGCGGGAAUUUUCAAAAGUAGUUGUCCUCUGGAUGUCCGAUAUUAUCCAUUUGAUUAUCAGAAUUGUGUACUCAAGUUUGCUUCAUGGGCUUAUGAUGGAACGAAAAUUGAUAUUUUGCUUACUUCUGAAAAAGGCGACGCGACAAAUUUUAUUUCAAGUACUGAAUGGCAUCUUAGCUUGAUACGCGCGGAGAAAAAUUCGGUAGUGUAUAGUUGUUGUCCGGAACCAUAUCCAUUUAUCGAUGUUUUUAUAACUUUAGAGAGGAGACCAAUGUUUUAUGUAUUUAAUUUGAUAUUGCCAUGUGUAUUAAUAAAUGCGAUUGCAUUACUUGGUUUUUAUAUGCCUUCAGAUUCAGGAGAAAAAGUUACGCUUGGAAUAACAUCAUUGUUAUCUUCAACAGUAUUCUUAAUGCUUGUCGCUGAAGGAAUGCCACCAACAUCAGAAGCCUUACCUCUUAUUGGUAUAUAUUAUGGUGUAACAAUCGUAAUCGUAUCGUUGGCUACCGCCAUGACUGUUUUCACCCUGAAUAUUCAUCAUCAUGGUGUUCAUGGAAAUCGAGUUCCUCCAGUAAUCCAAGCGAUCGCAUUUCAGUUCUUGGCAAAGAUAUUAUUUGUUCCUAUAGAAAGUUAUCGCUCAUUAAUGCAUCGCACUUAUUCUACUCAGAAAGGAAGCAGGCGAAAAUGUGAUGGUGGUGGUUCGUAUAUAUCGAAAACUGUGCUAAACAAUUUUGACGACAAUUUACGUGAUCGGCUAAACAGUGAAAAACAUGGUGAAGCAGAAGAUGGUAAUGCAUUUGGUACUGAAUUAUUAAAAGUAAUGAACGAAUUGCACACAACAGUUGUUCGUAAUGAAUUGCGAUUGACAGAGAAAGAUCGUCGAGAUGCUAUCAAUUUAGAAUGGCAGCAGGUUCAAUACAUUUUUCAUGUGCUUAUUUUGCCAUUCUAG